Molecule: messenger RNA, 708 nt
Organism: Ceutorhynchus assimilis (cabbage seed weevil)
Lineage: Eukaryota; Metazoa; Arthropoda; Insecta; Coleoptera; Curculionidae
Source: the annotation of a GenBank genome assembly
GUCGACCGACACUUGACAGUAGCAUAAAUUCUUUCUUUCUCGUGUAGCACGUUGCGUCGAACGUGUGAAAAUGAGUUCCCUAAAACUCCAAAAGAGGCUGGCAGCCUCUGUGAUGCGAUGUGGCAAGAAAAAAGUUUGGUUAGAUCCUAACGAAAUCAAUGAGAUCGCCAACACCAACUCCAGGCAAAACAUCCGUAAAUUGAUCAAGGAUGGUUUGAUCAUCAAGAAACCUGUAGCAGUACACUCUAGGGCCCGUGUACGUAAAAAUACUGAGGCUCGCAGGAAGGGAAGGCAUUGUGGUUUUGGUAAGAGGAAAGGUACUGCCAAUGCUCGUAUGCCCCAAAAGGAAUUGUGGAUUCAAAGAAUGAGAGUACUGAGACGCCUUUUGAAGAAAUACAGGGAAGCCAAGAAAAUCGACAGACAUCUGUACCACUCCCUGUACAUGAAGGCGAAGGGUAACGUGUUCAAGAACAAGAGAGUCUUGAUGGAAUACAUCCACAAAAAGAAGGCAGAGAAGGCGCGUGCCAAGAUGUUGUCAGACCAGGCCAAUGCCAGAAGGCAAAAGGUCAAACAAGCGCGUGAGAGACGUGAAGAAAGGAUUGCUACCAAGAAGCAAGAGGUUCUUCAAAACUAUCAAAAGGAAGACGAGGCCGCCGCUGCCAAGAAAUAAAUAGUUUUAUGUUAUUGAUAAUAAAAACUUCUAAAAAU